Messenger RNA from Caenorhabditis remanei, 486 nucleotides. RefSeq lists its product as uncharacterized. The transcript has 3 exons. The record is from RefSeq and is a predicted model, not a curated record. Lineage: Eukaryota; Metazoa; Nematoda; Chromadorea; Rhabditida; Rhabditidae. Bases 1 to 486 code for a protein of 161 amino acids.
AUGAAUAAUCAGGGUCGUUCGGAAUUCUUCCAAGGGCUUCAAAAUUUGUGGUUUUUCACCUCAGGAGAGAUUAUGAGUAUUGAUCAACUGCAACAAGUUGCUGGAGACGGUGCUGGAGACGACGGUCGUAACGACGUGCCAGAGGAAGUCGAUGAGUUGGAUGUUGGGUUGGAUAUGGAGGCUGACGACGGUCAUAACGAAGUGCCAGAGGAAGUCGAUGAGUUGGAUGUUGGGUUGGAUAUGGAGGCUGACGACGGUCGUAACGACGUGCCAGAGGAAGUCGAUGAGUUGGAUGUUGGGUUGGAUAUGGAGAUCAACGACAGAAAUGUGCAUAUCGUCGCGGCUCAACUUUUUCAACAGCUCGCAGAAGUGGUAGACGAGCUCAACGAAUUGCGACAUCAUGAGGACCAACGCCAAGCGAUGAUUGCUGUUGAAGAACAGCUGCACGCAGCAAUGCAGCAACCGCCACUAAAAAUCCUAGAAUAA